UAGAGGGAACAGUGCAUUAGUCGUGUGCUAUAGAACGUGCUUUGUAAUCUACAUGGUGGAAAAAGUGGACUUUAUUUCUGGGGGGCCAUCUCCACAGCCAACCCUUCCCCCACAUUUUUUUCUCUUUUUCUUCCUCUUUCAAGGCCCUCUGCCAACUCUCUUUUCAGGUGGUGGUGUUGUGGGCCGAUUGCCCAGACUCGGUUGAUCCCACGCCAUGGCGGCUGCGCGAUGGCGAGGCGCAGCAAUGCUCCUCCUCUUCGUCGCAUUGGUGUCGCAGUUUCUCCCCGGGACAGCUAUCUAUUGUGAAGAAGAUGACUGCUAUGAUCUGCUGGGGGUUCCGGAAACUGCAUCGCAAUCGGACAUCAAGAAGUCCUACUAUAAACUGUCGCUUAAAUAUCAUCCCGAUAAAAAUCCUGAUCCAGAGACCAAACUCAAGUUUCAAAAGAUCGCAACUGCCUAUGAGAUUUUGAAAGAUGAAGUCAAGCGGGAACAAUAUGACUAUGCCAAAGCUCAUCCAGAGCAGUUCUUUUACAAUACGGCCCGCUAUUAUCAAGCUUACUACGGGCCGCAAGCGGAUUUACGCGCAGUUCUUGUUGGUGUUUUGGUUUUAUUAUCGUUCUUCCAGUUUCUGAACGAGAAGAUCCGCCACGCUCAGAUGGUGGACAUGGUGAAACAAACACCAGCAUACAAGAACAAACUAAAAGCUCUUGAAUUGGAACGUAACGGUGGAGUUACCAACAAGAAAAAGGCUCCAAGAAACCGGAGGGUGGAAGGUGCAGAUGAUUUGAGCAAAGAGUUGGACUUGCAGAUUGCAGGAGCUGAACGACCCACUGUUUGGAGACUGUUGGGUGUCAGAUUUAUUCUCCUCCCGUAUACACUCGGAAAGUGGGCAACAUGGAAAGCAUCGUGGAUUUGGCGUUACUGGAUUAAGAAGAUGCCUUACACCUGGGCUGAUGCAUCAUAUCUGACCCGUUCUAGCCUUGGAAUCUCUUCGACAACUUGGAAAAGCAUGAAUGACAAAGUAAGAGAUGACCUGGUCGUGAAGAGAUUGUGGAUAAAGUCGAAUUUGGAUGCGUACAAGACAGAGAAGUCCAAAGACUCUAGGCGGCGGAAAUGAGCCUUUUGUUCACCAACCCGACAGUCGAUUGCUCUUUGGCUUGGAUAGAAUUUGAGUUCUAUAGGGGCUUUUGGAAUUUUUAAGCUCAACAUUUCGAGGUUCUAGUAUUUUGCAUUUAGAUGACCAACAAAAACAGCUUUUCGUAAGCUGAUUGACCUUGUUGGGUAACUAUGGUCAUCUGGAUAUGUUCUCGAAGACCCUCCAAAUGCAUUAUGAAUUCCUUGGUUGGUCUGGUGUUUAGUGACAUCAGCUGACUUACCAAAAGAGAUUUACGUUCA
Physcomitrium patens is the source of this 1395-nucleotide messenger RNA. Its product is annotated as chaperone protein dnaJ 50. Gene Ontology annotation, biological process: protein folding. Gene Ontology annotation, cellular component: endoplasmic reticulum membrane. The record is from RefSeq and is a predicted model, not a curated record. Lineage: Eukaryota; Viridiplantae; Streptophyta; Bryopsida; Funariales; Funariaceae.